AUGUCAGAGUCUGCAGGCCGCAACUCCUCCGUCUCCUCCAUCUCUUCCAUCUCUCUGGUGGAGAUUAAGGCGGAGACUCAUCUGGUCCUGCAGGCUUUUCUCCAUCGGACACUCUCCACGCCCCUGAAGGAGAGGCCCGGCACAGUAGGAGGGCUCUACAGAGACCACAGCAAGUACAGAAAGAUCUCCAGAUUCUUCAAGAAAAGGAUAGAAAAAGAAAAAGAGAAGGACAGAGAGAGGGACAAAGAGAAGGACAAAGAGAGGGACAGAGAGAAGGACAGAGAUGGAGCUCGUCCUCUGAGACCUUCUACGCUGCCAAUCGACAAACAUCUUGAACCCUCCCCGGCCCUCAUCUCUCCCAACCACCCUCCUGAGUUCUAUGAUGAAGUAGCAGAGAAGCUGGAGAAGAUUGCCCGGAGGAGCAGCUGUAAAAAGACUGUGAGUCCCACAGUCCCGCCCCCAACAGCAGUGUGGGACAAAGAAGUCGUGGUGCAGCAGCUGGCUCAGGUUCUAUCUUUAGAGGGAGAUUCGAUCAACAAUAAGAUCCAGACGGACCCCUUCCUGCGCUCCAGCUUGGCUCGUCUCUCCUACGCUUCCUUUGCCAAGCUUCUCGACACGUUCAGUGGCAGUGAGGUGUCGGACCCCCCCGCCCUUCAGCCAGCAGCCAGUCCCACGCUCAGACGCAUGGCCGUCACCAUGGAGGUGUCACGCAGGAUAGUGACAGCCACAGGAACCCAGCGCAUGCAAGGCUAUGCUGAGAGCUACAUGGAGACCUUCGCUCCCUGGGUGAAGAGCCACGGAGGAUGGGAGAACGUGGUAUAUUUGGAAGAGCCUGCGGAGUAUGACUGAGUGUUCCGAGCUCUCGGGACAAUUUUAGUUCUGCUGACCCCAGAUCAGCACUGAGCUCUGGAGGAGGACAUCAGAGGCAGAGAGGGCCUCACUCUGCUGCUCUACACGGACACUCUCUUCCACUGACUCUCACCUGUGACAAGAUUCCAGAAGCCUCUGUGAUACAUGUUCCUCUGGAGCCUGGACAUCAGGAAGUACUUUGACGAGUACAUGGUCAGCAGGAAGCUGCUGUGGAGAUUCUUUGAUCACUGGGACUUUGAUAAGCAGUUUACAGUUGCAUCAUGAUUACGCCCCCCCCCCCCACCCCCGGGGCCUGGAGGACAGGAUGCCUCCAGGCCCCGGAUCAAUUAGUAGGAGUAUUUUUACCUUUUUUAUUCACAACUUUUUUAAAUGUUGUUGUUUGUUUAAGGUGCUAUUUUAACAUUUUUUACUAAAUAAUUCAUACACAGGUGUUGAAAACGGAAUCGUUUUUUUCUGCUGUUUACAUCAAUCAUGAUUAAAGUUAAUGAAAUGUGAAAAAUGAAUGAUUGUACGUUUAUGUAAUAUAAUGUUUUUUAUAUUUAUUUAUAGAUGAGGACUUUUCACAAUGAUGUUAUUCAGAUACAGUCAGAAUGGGGGGAUCUUUAAUGGGCAUGUGGACCCUUUUUCUAACCCUCAACCCAAACUCCCUGCAUGGCACCCCCCCAUGUCGGGGAUUGGAAAUGCGUCCUUGGCUAUUUAAGUAUUUUUACUUACAGUUUUAGUUUGACACCUGUUAAAUAAAACAAAUUGACUCAUCAA
Messenger RNA from Gymnodraco acuticeps, 1629 nucleotides. It is a transcript of the gene bcl2l12, whose product is annotated as BCL2 like 12. Lineage: Eukaryota; Metazoa; Chordata; Actinopteri; Perciformes; Bathydraconidae. The record is from RefSeq and is a predicted model, not a curated record. Bases 1 to 849 code for a protein of 282 amino acids. The transcript is spliced from 6 exons.